GUUAUUAAUCCUAUAAUAGCCAAAUUACUGUCAAUGCAAAAUGUUAAUACAAACGUUGGUAUUCACAACACUAGUGUCACUAGGGUUAACACUCAAGCCCUGCAUGGGACAGCAGCCAAGUACCACAGUGGAUCUAUACAAAAAGGAAUUUCACGAGAAUAUUAAAGUAUACCACGGAUCAUUCAGCAAUGGAGGCAAAUAUAAAAUGCUACGCACAACAGCUGAGUAUGCAAAGGAUAUACUAUACGACGGGUACUACAUAAUAUCAACGAGAGCUGAUUGUGGUGACCUGGCAGACAUUUUCAUAGAAGAGUAUAGACGCGAUCUAGAAGUCAUUGUAGGAGUUAUAUACGCUGGAGAAGAAGUUAAAAGACUAAUACAACGACACUACUUUGCUAAACGUGAUGGGUAUUUCGAAAGAGUGGAUCGUCAUGAUAAAAUGGUAUUCGUUGCAGGACCAAUGAAAGUGGGUAUCGAUAUGUAUCUAAAAGACUGGCAUACAGCAAUAGAUACUUACACAACGUAUAAGGGACACAGACCGCUGUAUUGGUACCUACUGUGCAAUUUUAAAGGAGACUACCGGUAUAAAACAGAAAGCCGUUAUUGGUUCGGCGAUGGUGAAUUCCAUAUAUCGCCCAUAACUAGCGUGGAUAAUGAACCAACUCCUGAAGGAAUGCCAAAAUCAGCACUCAUAGCCAAUAUAUAUGGAUUCCAUAAAACAGCCAACUUCUACACGUUCUCAAUGGAUUGUAGCUACGACACUUUAUACACCGUCAGGAUACCUAAAAAUGAAGAUGGUAUAUUCCGACCAAGAAAUAUAAACACUUAUCCGACAUCAUACCUAGACGUGCAUCUGCCUCCUUUAAAAGACAGAAGCACAACUAUUACCAUCGAUAUAUCCGAUAUAGUAGUCCACGCACCAGAAAUAAUAAUACUAAGCAAACUAAAAAAGGGAAAUUGGUUCUAUUCGCAACAUAGCAUUAUACCUAUCAAGAAUCCGGCAUAUGUAUCAGUUACAGUUGUAGAUGGAAUAAAUAAAUGUACCCUAUAUACACCAGUAGAUGACGAAUUUGUCACUUAUGUAGAAGUAUUCGAACAUGUAACAAACAGUAUGCAAUAUGUCGUAGUACACGCCCGUAAGGAGCUACCUGGAAGUACCAUUGAAAACCCAAUGUACAAACAUGACCUGAAGCUGUAUAAGCUUAGAAAUGUAGAAAAACCAGUAUCAUACAUCGAUUUUACCCAACUACGCCCAGAAGCAAUUCUCGAUCAUCUAUACAACAUACGAGUUGAACCCCUUGUACCUGGCAGUGCUAUUAGCGGUGCCAUCAAAACUUAAAACUUCAGGUCAGCUAAGGUGCUUA
Messenger RNA from Babesia bovis T2Bo, 1364 nucleotides. RefSeq lists its product as uncharacterized. The transcript has a single exon. The record is from RefSeq and is a predicted model, not a curated record. Bases 41 to 1339 code for a protein of 432 amino acids. Lineage: Eukaryota; Apicomplexa; Aconoidasida; Piroplasmida; Babesiidae.